This is a messenger RNA of Truncatella angustata, 894 nucleotides long. Its product is annotated as Alpha/Beta hydrolase protein. The record is from RefSeq and is a predicted model, not a curated record. Bases 1 to 894 code for a protein of 297 amino acids. The transcript has a single exon. Lineage: Eukaryota; Fungi; Ascomycota; Sordariomycetes; Amphisphaeriales; Sporocadaceae. Gene Ontology annotation, molecular function: hydrolase activity.
AUGGCAUCAACUGAGAAUACAUCAUUGUCCAAAAGUGGCUCUAAACCCACUGACUGCCAACCUUAUGCCAUUAGCGACUACAGUGGCCUUGCCCAACCGCCUCGAGUUCUGAAGCUGUCAUCAAACCCCACUAAAGUCGAAGCCCUCAGCAUCAAGGUUGAAGACACCAUGGAUGGCUUCGUGCCGGGGUUCCUACAUAUGCCACAAGACUUCGUCCCACUUCCACCCCGAGGACAUCACCACACGGCAGCUAUCCUGCUUUCAGGUGCGGGUGGAGGUGUCGCGGGACCCAGCUCUAUAUAUCUUUCACUAGCUGCAAAGCUUGCUGCGCUUGGAACAAGCAUUCCAACUUUGCGACUUGAUUACCGCUACCCUGCACGCACAACGUACUGUGUAGACGAUGUGAAGGCUGCCAUAGGAUACUUACAAGAGACGUACGGCAUACACCGAUUCGUCUUGAUUGGUUGGUCAUUCAGCGGCGCUGCAGUGUUCACUGUUGGUGGAAGCGAUGACCGGAUUAUCGGGUGUGCAACUAUGGCGAGUCAAACUGCGGAGACAGAGCCUAUCCGGAGUCUGGCACCAACUCCAGUAUUACUACUGCACGGAACUGGAGACAGCACAAUAAGUUCAGAUUGUUCACAACGACUCUAUGAAAUGUAUGGAUCAGGAGGGAACAGGCACAUACAUUUCUUUGAAGGAGAUAAUCAUGCUCUAAGCCAUAAUGCCAAGGCAGUAGAAGGCAUGUUGUUAGACUUUAUCAUCGGAUGUGCUGGACUUCGAGUGGAUGACAAAGAAAGGAAGACCAUUCUAAGCCAGACCCUGGUAGAGGACGGAGAAAGAGAGGAGCUGAUGAAGAAAGGAGGCGACUUGCGACCUCCUGAGCGUAUUGAAUAG